Messenger RNA from Melopsittacus undulatus (budgerigar), 3514 nucleotides. RefSeq names its product cAMP regulated phosphoprotein 21 (gene ARPP21). The coding region runs from base 458 to 2932 and encodes 824 amino acids. NCBI's taxonomy places the organism in Eukaryota, Metazoa, Chordata, Aves, Psittaciformes, Psittaculidae. The transcript has 20 exons. Gene Ontology annotation, cellular component: cytoplasm. The record is from RefSeq and is a predicted model, not a curated record. Gene Ontology annotation, molecular function: nucleic acid binding.
UUUUUGUUCUAGCAGUCUUCGUCACGGAUCGAGGCAAGUUUAUGUGCACAGUUAGGCUUGCACGUUGGUUAUCUCGCAGUGCCUUUGCCUCUCAGCUCCCACUUGGGCAUGGUUACCUUGAGAGCUGUGGGAUCAGCACUGCUGGAGCAUGCUCCGGUGGGGAGAGCGGGUGUGUGCUGGUUUUAAUGCUAUUUAAUGAAGAUGCUUCUCACUCUGCAAUAUACGGAGCAUAAUGGAAGAGCAGAGCGGUGAUUGGUUAUGGAUACUGGAAAAGGAGAGAUGCAAAGGUUGACUAUGAUCCGUCAAACUCUCUGAAGGACCAGCAUGGAGAUUGGCACUCUGAACUGUUAAUGGGGACAUGGGACUCACGUUGUCAUUGAUCACUUGUGUGGACUUAACCAGCGAAGAGCAACAGAAGACAAUAGGAAGACAGUGGGAAUUAUAGCAGACUUUCAGAAUGUCUGAGCAAGGGAAAUUGAGCCAGGAGACAGCAGAGGAAGGUGUGAAGGAGCAGGAGAAUGCCAUCUUGGAGGCUAACCCGGACAACUGCAUCCUCACUAAGUCUGAAAGCUCGGAAGUGGACGAGAAGGAGGAGAAGCUGAGUGAUGCCAAGACAGAGCUGCAGAAACGAGGUGGAAACCAGAACCAGCAGAAAAAGAGAUCCAAGUCAGGAGCUAAAGGAAAACUUGUCCGGAGCCUUGCUGUGUGUGAAGAGUCAUCCCCGCGCCCAGCAGCGGAGAACCUUCAUGACAAUCAGGAAUCAAUCCAACUGCACCUUUCAAGUUUUCCUAGCUUGCAAGAAGAAGAUAAAUCUAGUAAAGAUGAGUCCGAGAAAGAAAAAGAGAAGGAAAGAAAUAAAGAAAAAGAUAAAAACAGUGAAAAAGCCAAGAUCAGAAUGUUAUCAAAAGAAUGCAGUCAAGAGUAUACGGACUCCACAGGCAUAGAUUUGCACGAGUUUCUCAUUAACACAUUAAAGAAUAACCCCAGGGACAGAAUGAUUCUCUUGAAAAUGGAGCAGGAAAUUAUUGACUUUAUUAGUGACAACAAUAAUCACUAUAAAAAGUUCCCUCAGAUGUCGUCCUACCAGAGGAUGUUGGUGCACAGAGUGGCAGCUUACUUUGGGAUGGAUCACAAUGUGGAUCAGACUGGGAAAUCUGUGAUUAUCAACAAGACCAGCAAUACCAGAAUACCAGAGCAAAGGUUUUCUGAACAUUUAAAAGAUGAAAAAGGUGAAGAAUCCCAGAAGCGAUUUAUCUUGAAGCGAGAUAACUCUAGUAUUGAUAAAGAAGACAAUCAGUCAGUUUGCUCCCAGGAAAACCUUUUUGUGGAAAACAGUAGGCUGUUGGAAGACAAUAGCAUAUGCAAUGAUACCCAUAAGAAAAGACAGCUUUUUAGGGGUAACAGGGACAGCAUGGGGAAGACAUCUGGCAGCCGACAGAGCAGUACAGAGACCGAACUGAAAUGGGCAGACCACCAGAGACCGUGGAGCAGCACAGACUCGGACAGCUCCAAUCGGAACUUGAAGCCAGCCAUAACCAAGACAGCCAGUUUUGGUGGGAUAACCGUCCUGACGAGAGGAGAUAGCUCAUCAAGUAACAGAAGUACCGGCAAACUGUCUAAAACAGGCUCAGAGUCUUCCAGCAGCGCUGGCUCCUCAGGGUCACUGUCACGGUUACAUCAGCCUCUCCAAAGUGCAUCUCUCGUCCCCGGGGUGACAGCCAGCUCUUCAGGCAGCGUGUCCUACCCUGAGAAUGGGAUGAGUGGCCAGGUGGCCCCCAGUAACACCAGCUAUAUCAUCCUUCCACUUGAAGCUGCAGGGAUACCGCCUGGCAGCAUCCUUCUGAACCCGCACACAGGUCAACCAUUUGUGAAUCCUGAUGGGACACCGGCAAUAUACAACCCUCCCAGUGGCCAGCAGACGAUGAGGAGCCAGAUGGUGGGACAGUCUCAGCAACAGCCUUCAUCCCAGCAGCCUCAGCAGGUUCAACAGCCACAGCAGCAAAUGGCAAGUCACCUUGUCACACAGCCCGUUCAGGCAAUGCAGCCAUCUUCUCAAUCAGUCCAAUAUCCAGCAGUUUCUUAUCCUCCCCAGCACCUCCUGCCAGUCUCUCCAACGCAGCAGUUUUCUGUGCGAGAUGACAUGACAACACAGUUCAACCAGAUGAGCUUGAGUCGUCAAUCAUCAGGAGACAACCCCGAGUCGCCGUCUGGUCCUGUGUACCCAUCACCUAUCCUGCAGCAGCCUGCCCAGCAAACGGGUUACAUUAUGGCUUCUCCAAGUCAGCAGCUUCCUCCAGGAGGCUUUACAGGUUCAGGUCCACCAGGAUCCCAACCAGUGCUGCAGCCACCACCUCCACCCCAGGGCUUCGUGCAACAACCACCACCACCUGCUCAGAUGCCAGUGUAUUAUUACCCAUCUGGUCAGUACCCUACCUCAACAACUCAGCAGUACAGACCCAUUGCCUCAGUUCAGUACAAUGCACAGCGGAGUCAACAGAUCCCACAGACUGCACAGCAAGCAGGUUACCAGCCUGUCCUGCCGAACCAGCAGCAGGGGUUCCAGGGUCUUAUGGGAAUGCAGCAGCCACCCCAAAGCCAGAACCUGAUGAAUAAUCAACAGGGAAAUCAGGUGCAAGGCAUGAUGGUGCAGUAUCCAGCCAUGUCGUCUUAUCAGGUGCCAAUGACCCAGGGUUCUCAAGGAUUGCCGCAACAAUCAUACCAACAACCAAUCAUGCUACCUAAUCAAUCAGGUCAAGGAACACUUCCAGCCACUGGAAUGCCUGUCUACUGUAAUGUCAUACCUCCUGCCCCACAGAACAACCUACGGCUGAUCGCCCCACACUGCCCCUCCAAUAACGUUCCAGUUAUUUCAGCCAGCUGCAGGACAAACUGUGCCAGCAUUAACAGUGCAGGGUGGCAGGUCAAGUACUGACACUGGCUCCAUGUGGGUAUAUGAGGAUAGUGGUGCAUUAUCUGACUAAUAACUCAUGGCCUUCAAACGGAGAGGAACACAACAGUUGAGGACAGAAGGACUGACUAUGCUCAAGUGAUUUGCUGCUGGAAAAAUCUGUAAAAAACCCUAAAAAUAAGAUAAAUUUGGGGGAAAAAAAGAAAAAAGAACAAAAAAAAGAUGUUUGCUGGUUAAUGGUGCAUAUUUUUGUCAUGUCUGCUAGGUAUGCCUUUAUAGCUUAGCUAGUGACAUGAAUUCAUUGAGGUAAGAUUUUUUCCUACCACUGAACACCACUGUGUAGAUUGUAAUAUCCCUGAUUCGGAUUAGUUUUGUACUUCGUGUUGAGUUUGUGAAGCUAAAAGUAUUUAAAAAUAUAAGAAAAUCACAUUGUACCAAAGCUGUAAUGGAAAUGGUAAAAUAAAAGAAAUUAACAAGAAAAAAAUUACUGAAUGGAAGGAAUAAUUUAUAUACACACUAUAGAGGUUUUUUUAUGGAUAUAUACUGUAUUGUAGUGCUUAAUCACAAUAAAGCUAUUUGACCUCAUGGAGAAAGGUCAUGUUUCUA